AUGGUGUAAUAAUUCUGAUAUGAUUCCUUUUUUGCUCACUAACUAUAUUUUAAAUAAAUACAUUAAAAUUUUUGAUAUCUAAAUUGUUAAUGGUUUGAAACACCAUUGAUUAGGAUUGAAUAACAUCUUGUAGAUCGAUAAAUUAACAAUAGCAUAGGCAGCGAUUUGGUCCAAUAGGAUAAGGUAUGGGUAAACGUGGAUGAGGUAUACGUGGAGGAAGAAUGGGUCCGACGCUUAUUCCUCCACCUACUCCUACGCCUGCUCCUGCGCCUGCUCCUGCACCCGAAUCUGGAUCUGAGCCUGCUCCUGCGCCUGCUCCUGCACCCGAAUCUGGACCUGAGCCUGCUCCUGCGCCUGCUCCUGCACCCGAAUCUGGUCCUGAGCCUGCUCCUGCGCCUGCACCUGCGCCUGCUCCUCCAUUCGAACCUGCUCCUGCGCCUGCUCCUGCGCCUGAUCCUCCAUUCGAACCUGCUCCUGCACCUGCUCCUGCGCCUGCUCCUCCAUUCGAACCUGCUCCUGCACCUGCUCCUGCGCCGGAUCCACCGCUUGGUUGUUCAGAACUGGGUUGUUCAGAACUGGAAGAACUAGGUGCGGCAGAGCUGCUAGGUGUUUGGGUUGGUUGUUCAGAACUGGGAGAACUAGGUGCGGCAGAGCUGCUAGAUCCUUCACAUGGUUGUUCAGAGCUGGAAGUUGUUCCAGAUGGUUGUUCAGAUGAUGUUGAUCCUGCACCUCCUGCUCCUGCGCCUGCUCCUGCGCCUGCUCCACCUGCGCCUCCUGCUCCUGCUCCUGCUCCUGCUCCUCCUGCGCCUCCUACUCCUGCGCCUGCUCCUGCGCCUGCUCCUCCUGCGCCUCCUACUCCUGCGCCUGCUCCUGCGCCUGCUCCUCCUGCGCCUCCUGCUCCUGCGCCUGCUCCUGCACCGGAUCCACUGCUUGGUUGUUCAGAACUGGAAGAACUAGGUGCGGCAGAGCUGCUAGGUGUUUGGGUUGGUUGUUCAGAACUGGGAGAACUGGGUGCGGCAGAGCUGCUAGAUCCUUCACAUGGUUGUUCAGAGCUGGAAGUUGUUUCAGAUGGUUGUUCAGAUGAUGAUCCUGCGCCUCCUGCUCCUGCACCUGCUCCUGCGCCUGCUCCUCCUGCGCCUCCUGCUCCUGCUCCUGCUCCUGCUCCUGCUCCUCCUGCGCCUCCUACUCCUGCGCCUGCUCCUGCGCCUGCUCCUCCUGCGCCUCCUGCUCCUGCGCCUGCACCUGCUCCUGCUCCUCCUGCGCCUCCUACUCCUGCGCCUGCUCCUGCGCCUGCUCCUCCUGCGCCUCCUGCUCCUGCGCCUGCUCCUGCACCGGAUCCACUGCUUGGUUGUUCAGUACUAGGAGAACUAGGUGAGGCAGAGCUGCUAGAUUCAUCACAUGGUUGUUCAGAGCUUGAAGUUGUACCAGUUGGUUGUGCAGAUGAUGUUGAUCCUACUCCUACUCCUCCACUUACUCCUCCACUUACUCCUCCACUUACUCCUACUCCUAGUCCUCCUAAUCCUACUCCUAUUCCUCCUCCUAAUCCUACUCCUAUUCCUCCUGCUGCUCCUGCUCCUCCUGAUCCUCCUGCUGCUCCUCCUGCUCCUGCUGCUCCUCCUGCUGCUCCUCCUGCUGCUCCUCCUGCUGCUCCUCCUGCUGCUCCUCCUGCUCCUGCUGCUCCUCCUGCUCCUGCUGCUCCUCCUACUGAUCCUCCUGCUCCUGCUGCUCCUCCUACUGAUCCUCCUGCUCCUGCUGCUCCUCCUGCUCCUGCUGCUCCUCCUGCUCCUGCUCCUGCUCCUGCUGCUCCUCCUGCUGCUCCUCCUGCUGCUGCUCCUCCUCCUACUGCUGUUCCUAUUACUACUCCUAAUCCUCCUCCUAAUCCUCCUUUUCCUCCUACUCCUACUCCUCCUCCUAGUCCUAUUCCUACUCCUAAACCUCCUCCAGUUUUACCCACCUGUCAUAUAAUAAUUUUAAUGUUAAAAAUUUUUUAA
Vespa crabro (European hornet) is the source of this 1991-nucleotide messenger RNA. RefSeq names its product basic proline-rich protein-like. The record is from RefSeq and is a predicted model, not a curated record. Bases 222 to 1991 code for a protein of 589 amino acids. Lineage: Eukaryota; Metazoa; Arthropoda; Insecta; Hymenoptera; Vespidae. The transcript is spliced from 3 exons.